Molecule: messenger RNA, 153 nt
Organism: Sphaeroforma arctica JP610
Lineage: Eukaryota; Ichthyosporea; Ichthyophonida
Exons: 1
Source: RefSeq, a predicted model, not a curated record
UCACUGAAGGCGUCGGCAAGUCAACCGGAGCCAAAGAAAGAGAAGAAGAAGAAGAGCAAGAAAGGUAAAACGAAGGAUAACAGCUCCAGCAUGUAUCCUAGCAACGACCAGCCCGCAGCUGGUAUGUAUGGGUGUCUCUGCCUUACAAUGUGA